Molecule: messenger RNA, 3591 nt
Organism: Myxozyma melibiosi
Lineage: Eukaryota; Fungi; Ascomycota; Lipomycetes; Lipomycetales; Lipomycetaceae
Exons: 2
Coding region: 252-3512 (1086 amino acids)
Biological process (GO): regulation of DNA-templated transcription
Molecular function (GO): zinc ion binding; DNA-binding transcription factor activity, RNA polymerase II-specific
Source: RefSeq, a predicted model, not a curated record
AAGCCGGGCAUCUGAUUAUCUGAUUGAUAAAAAGAAUAAACAGUUCGUCGGUGUGUUCUCCGCGGCGUUAGGCGCCAUUCUGCAGGCUGGAGAAACUGCAAAACUAACUUCUAAACUCCGUCCAGCAACCCCCUUCCCCAAACUUUGCCUCCGUCCAGACGAGCACUCCAGGUCCACAUCCACCGGCACGCACAUUCGACGGAAGCAGCGAUAGACAAACACUCGGAAACUAUUCUAUUAUCAGGCAUGAAAUGAGUCGGCCAAAAAGUAAUCUGUCCACCGACCCUCCGCCUCCUUCUGGCAAUCCUUCCUCUCUCGCUGCCCUUCUCCACCCCGCCUCGCCGCCUCCGACCAACACACAGUCUUCUCCGGAUGAGUCCACAACGGAUAGCAAACCCGUCCGCAAGCGCAGGCGUCUGCCUGUUGUAUGUGCGAUCUGCCGUCAAAGAAAGCUCAAGUGUGAUCGAAACCAGCCCUGCUCAGCUUGCGUCGUCCACAAUACCGUCGCUCUAUGCACCUAUGUAGCUAGACCAUGGGCAGCUGAUCAUAUCGUUUACAAGCCAAAGAAACGAUCUUCGACGGCAACCGCUUCACCGGGACUAGCUACUGAAACAGGUGCUCCUGGUUCUCAGACACAGGCCACUCUUCCUCCUAUCGCCCCUAAGCCUCUCGGUUAUAUCUCUGCUCCUAUCUCUAUUCCUCCUCCGGCAGAUGGCCUGUCUUCUCGAGGUAUGCAGCCUGUGUUUGCCUCGCCAACGAGACCAAACUCAUCGACGCUCACAGAAGUGGGAACAACCGCGCCCACCGUCGCGCCUCACCCUCCUCCUCUCUAUUCCUCUGCACCCAAUACAGUCCAUGCUACGCCGGUUGUCCCUCUGUCUGACCCACGAGCUACGCCAGAAUAUACUCAGCUCCAAAUGAGAAUGGAACGCAUGGAGAAAAUGUUAAAUCAGCUAUCGCGCUCUGGCGUUGCUAUCCCGGGAAUGGACACCCUCAUCAAUGAUUCUCAAUCGCAACCACCGCAACAGCAGCCACAACUCCAACAGUCACAAGCACAAGCACAACCUCAGCAACCUCCACAGCAACAAUUGCAGCAACAACAAUUGCAGCAGCAACAGCUACAGCAGCAACUCCAGCAACAGCAACAGCAACAACAGCAGCACCAAGGGUCCGCGCCGGUGCCACUAUCUGCUAUGGAUAUGCGUGUACUGCUUCCGGAAAUGAGCAUCAAGAAAAAUAGACUGAUCUAUUUCGGCCCUCUCUCAGGUGUGGCGGCGAUUCGUGAGGAUGAGUUCAUAAAGGUGUUUCUUGACAAAGUCGACAAAGCCAAGAAGCUCAUUUCCAGCAAGCAGCCAAACUUACCUGCAGCUGCAGCUCACAAAAAGAAGAAGACUAUUCCUGCUAGUGGUCCUCAGAAAGGGCACACAUCGCACGAUACAGCGAUCCAAAGUCUCACGUACAUUCCCGAUGAUAAGAAGGCGUACGUGGAUGAGAUUUUCAACGUGCGUGCGGAUCCGGUAGACCUCUUUCCAAGGCUUGAGCUGCGUCCGAUUUGUGAAUUUCUGAUCGACAGGUUUUUCCAGUCUACAAAUCUCAUGUUUCCUGUCGUCAAUCCCGCUGUUUUCCGAUCUGAUAUGACAAAGUACUGGAAAGCAAAAUCGCUAGCUAUCCACGAACGCGACACUGAGGGAAAAAGGGAUGCAAAGCCUUUCUGGAUGUCUACGCGUAAGAACGACAUGAGAGGUGCUGCUCUGUUUGCUGUGAUGCUUCGCCUAGGUAGGCUUUGUCUUCCUCCAGAAUGGAAGCCUUCUGACGCCGGCUUUGAUGACUCACAUGCUGUCCUAUUUGGUCCGCGACUCCAGGCCUUUGUUUGGUCUUGUUUGAGAGAGACGAACUAUAUGGGCAAGCCCAAUCUUCUCGUCGCACAGGUCUUGAUCUGCAUUCGUAUCCAUCAGAUUGUCGCUCCGGAAGAUGGUGAUGGAUCUGAUGGCUCUGACGCUGCGGGAUUCUUGGGUAUGCUCUGCCAAGUCGGUAUGAGUAUGGGUCUUCAUCGUGAUCCCUCACAAUUUCCCGGUAUGCCUCAUAAUGUCGCAGAUCUGUGGCGGAUGUUGUGGUCGCAGAUGGUGAUUCUCGACACCUAUCGGUCGCAGGACCUGACCCUUCCAUUCUCCAUCCCUUUGGAAAUGUGUGAUACUUCUCUCACCGCAAUCAGGAACUUUAGCGACUCGGUGUCACAAUAUGAGCAUAUCUCUACGCCGUUUAUUCAUGCGCAUAUUGAGUGGGCUCUACUUGCGCGCGGUAUCCUUGGCAGACUGAUGCGUCCAGGAUUUGUUCUCUCCUACGAAGAAUUUGAUCAGAUGAUGUCGAAAAUGAACGAUUUUGAAGAGUCAUAUCUCAGUUCAUUCCAGUCUCUCAUCUCCUUCAUACAAGUUGACGCAGCAAUGUCAGGUCCUCAGGAUUCAUACAAUCUCAUGCAGAAGUUCUUGAUCCAGCUGCUGUUCCUACGUCUUCAGUUGUCUCUUCUGCGGUCGUUCGCGCCGAAGAACAUAGAAUCGGCGGAGCAAUUCAGACGUGCUAGACUACGUUGUGCUCUCAAGAUGCUUGAUACAAUGGCUACCUGUCUGAAUCAUACACGCUUGUUUAAUGGCUUUGAAUGGCUGCUUGUUCCAUUCUCUCUCCGAAAUUUCCUCUACCCCGUCGCACUCGUUUUGAAUGGCAUUCUCAAAGCUUACUAUGCCAACCCGGCUGGAGCCGUGAUCCCUCCGGUGCCUCCUGGGAGUUCAAAGGAGGACGAUUCGAAAGACGAGAGAUGGCUCUAUCCGGAUAUGGCCUUCCAGUAUGAUGAUCGCACUGUGUGUGAUAUUCAUCGACUAUAUCAGGCUUUCGUGAAGACAUACGCAUGGAUCAAAAAGCUCUCCAGUACCUAUUACGGUGCGUAUAAGCCGGGACUCGUUGUCCGUGUCUUGGUCGAUUAUGCUCGACACGAGGUUGUUGGGGGUGCUGAAAGGCUGCAACAGAAGAUGCAGCAAGAAAAAGAAGUACUGCAGCAAAAGCUACAGCAACAGGAACAACAUCAGCAACAGCAACAGCAACAGCAGCAGCAGCAAUUGCAACAGCAACAGCAACAACAACAACAGCAGCAAAUCCAUAAUUACAUGACUUAUGGUCACCAGCUUUCUCAAGCCUACUCGAAUAAUGAUGCCGUACCAUCAUAUGUCUCACAAGAUUCACAUGCUCAGCAGCAACAUCAAGCGCAGACCUCACAAAAUGUAGCGGCUGUUGAUGAUGCCCUUAUGUUUGGCGACGAUCUCGCCGCAAGUUUGGCGAUGUUUGAAUCAAAUGAUUAUAUGGGAGGUGCUUCUAUUCAAGGGUGGGGUUUCGAUAGUCGCGACGCUGGCGUUGCGGCCUCGCAGCCGGUGGAUGCAAGUCAGGAUGGCGAUCAGCCUGGAAUUGGACUUGAGUCGGAAAGGUUUCUUUAUACAGGAUUUGGUGCAGCAAACGCUUAUGUGUAAAUGCGGAUGUAAAUAUUGUUAUUUAUCAGAAUGGUGUUACGUUAAAGAAUAUUUAGACAAUAGAAUUAGACAUUAUGUC